Molecule: messenger RNA, 1008 nt
Organism: Aspergillus affinis
Lineage: Eukaryota; Fungi; Ascomycota; Eurotiomycetes; Eurotiales; Aspergillaceae
Exons: 6
Coding region: 1-1008 (335 amino acids)
Source: RefSeq, a predicted model, not a curated record
AUGGCUACUUCUACAACAACUUCACUCAACCCCACUAUCAAGUUGCGCGUUCAUGAUAUCGUGUCUGAUUCUCCCGAAUGGUUGAGGCGGUAUAAAGAAAAGGGUUGGACCGUUGUUCCUGAAGCCAUACCCAGAGAGAAGGCUCUUGCAUAUGCUGAAAAGGGCUAUGAAUGGCUCGAAAGCUGGGAUUUGGGAUUCGAUCGCAAUGACCCUUCAACGCGUAAAUCCGAAAACCUUCCCUUUAGCCUCCGUGGGGGUCUUUACAAUAGAUACGGCAUUGGACAUGAGCAAUUUGUUUGGGACCUGAAGUCCGAGCCCAGUCUCAUUGAGAAGUGGGCACAGCUUUAUGGUACUAACGAACUGCUUUGCUCAUUUGACGGGGUGAACCUCUCUAUUCCCGAGAAAGAGCGCCCCAAGACCGACUCUCUAUUCGCUCCAUGGGCACACGUGGAUCAAUCUGCUCACAGUCCAGAAUUUGAAUGUGUUCAGGGAAUACUGAACUUGCUACCCAAUGGAAGCGAAGAUGGUGGAUUAAUGGUCCUGGAUGGAUCAAAUAAGCAUUACGCAGAAAUGUGGCAGCGUUUUGACCAUUUGAAACCGGAAGGUGGUUGGAAUAAGCAUGCAUUCCAACUGGUGCCUGAAGAGAUGUGUACUUGGCUGGAAUCAAAAGGAUGCAAGUGGGUGAAGAUUUGUGCUCAGCCAGGUGAUCUUCUUCUUUGGGAUUCGCGUACCAUUCACUACGGUGCUCCUCCAUCUUCCACCAAUGAUCGAUUUGCUGCAUAUGUUUGUUACAAACCAGUAUCUGCAGUUACAGAUGAAGCAAAAGAAGCUCGAGUUGGGGCAUAUGCAUCUCGAUCGAAUACCACACAUGACCCGGCAAUCUUCCGCGUGCCGGAACGCCUUCCUCCAAAAGAGCACCGUUCUUACGAAAUUGCGAUCAGAAGGCCUAUUCCGAACCCCAAGCUCUCAAAGAAGGGUAGACAAUUAGUUGGCCUGGACCCUUACUAG